Molecule: messenger RNA, 3745 nt
Organism: Maylandia zebra (zebra mbuna)
Lineage: Eukaryota; Metazoa; Chordata; Actinopteri; Cichliformes; Cichlidae
Gene: clp1
Product: cleavage factor polyribonucleotide kinase subunit 1
Biological process (GO): mRNA 3'-end processing; tRNA splicing, via endonucleolytic cleavage and ligation
Cellular component (GO): mRNA cleavage factor complex; nucleus
Molecular function (GO): polynucleotide 5'-hydroxyl-kinase activity
Source: RefSeq, a predicted model, not a curated record
CGCGAUCGUCUGCCAAGUGUUUGCGAAAUGUUGCUUUGUUUUGUUUUUGCCUUAAAUAUAAACAAGGAUAGCAGACACACAAAAAGGAUUCAAAGUCUUCCGUUUUUGGCAGACGAACAUUUUGUUUGAAUAAUUGCCAGGAUGUGACGUCAUUGUCCCGCGACCAGGCAAGUCGACUCAACGGUUCCUCAUGAGCACGGGACCGAUUUCCUUCUACAAUAAGUCUUGAAAUUGUCAUGGCAACAGAGGGGGUGGAAAAGACGAGUGAAGAUGCUCCAGCAGCUGGAAAGGCCAGCACCAGGUAUGACCUGGAAAAGGAGACUGAACUUCGCUUUGAGGUGGAGUCAGGGGAAGCAGCUGAACAAGUUGAGCUGGAGCUGCUCACAGGAAUGGCUGAGGUGUUUGGCUCCGAGCUAAACCGAAACAAAAAGUAUACAUUUGGACCAGGCUCUAAGAUUGCAGUUUUCACUUGGCAAGGCUGUAGUGUGAAUCUUUAUGGGAAGCCAGAGGUUGCUUAUGUGUCCAAGGAUACGCCCAUGCUGCUCUACCUAAACACACAUGCAGCCCUUGAACAGAUGAGAAAACAAGCAGAGCGUGACAAUGAGAGGGGGCCAAGGGUGAUGGUGGUGGGACCGACAGAUGUUGGGAAGUCAACGGUGUGUCGGCUGCUUCUCAGCUAUGCUGUGAGGGUUGGAAGGAGGCCAACAUUUGUGGAACUGGAUGUUGGACAGAGUGGGGUGUCUGUACCCGGCACAGUGUCAGCGCUCUGCAUCGAGCGUCCAGCGGACGUGGAGGAGGGUUUCUCAGUCCAGGCUCCUUUGGUCUACCACUUUGGGUCUACUAGUCCAGGGACCAACAUCAAACUUUACAACAAGCUGACAUCGUGCCUGGCUGAGGUGUUUUCCCAGCGCUGUGAAGUGAACAGGAAAGCCAGUGUAGGAGGCUGCAUCAUCAACACCUGUGGCUGGGUGAAGGGCUCUGGAUACCAGGCUCUGGUCCACUGUGCGUCAACCUUUCAGGUGGAUGUGGUUCUGGUAUUGGACCAUGAAAGGCUCUACAAUGAACUCAAAAGAGACCUCCCUCACUUUGUGCGGGUUGUGCUCCUACCCAAGUCCGGGGGAGUCGUGGAACGCUCCAAGGAGUGUCGGCGGGAUACUCGGGAUGAGAAGAUCCGCGAGUAUUUCUACGGCUUCCGUGGAGUCACCUUCUACCCCUUUUCUUACGAAGUGCGUUUCUCAGACGUUCGCAUCUAUAAAAUUGGCGCUCCAUCCAUCCCGGACUCAUGCCUGCCACUGGGAAUGUCCCAGGAUGACACACAGCUAAAACUGGUGCCUGUUACUCCAGGAAGAGACCUCACAUACCACGUCCUAAGCGUGAGCAGUGCUGAAGACGGAGAUGAAGGUGCUAGAAAGGGCAUAGUGGAGAGUCCUGUGUGUGGCUUUAUUGUGGUGACUCAUGUAGAUACUCAGACACAGGUGAUGAAGGUGCUCUCCCCAGCACCUAGACCCCUGCCCAGGCAUACUCUGCUCAUCAUGGACAUUCGCUUCAUGGAUAUGAAAUGAAGCAGGCCCUCAGAGGAGAGGACUUGGAUCGAAGACGUCCUGCUGGGUACCCUUUUUAUUUUAAGGCUAUCUUGUUUGUACUUUACAGAGAAAACAUUUUAAGUGUUGAAAUUCGGAAUGCAUCAUUUUUUGUGGUUCAUGUGAAUCCAGUUUUCAGCCUGUUUCAUACAUUUUAUGAUUUAAUUUCUACUUAUUCAACAAUAAGAUGAUGGGGAGCAGGGUUUUUUAUACUGAAGAUUUUUCGUCUCAUUGCACAGAAGAGGGAAUUAAAUAAGAAAAAAACAUUACUCUCUACACUAGCCGUUGGUCAAUUUGUUGUGUUAUCAAUUUUAGCAUGAGCUGGGAAUUGGUGCAUCCCUAAUAGAAAUUGAAAGCAGCUGUAAAUUCUAGACCACACUGCACAGAUGUCUGUAGAAAAGGAUUUUUUUUUAAUCAAAGCAAAGAUAAAAUAUUUUUCUUCAUAAUCUGUUUCAUAGAGAUUUUUUUCUCUUGAGUAAUAAAUUUUUUAAAUGUAAAAAGUUGUGUGAGUUUGUUUUUAAUUACACUAUCUGACUAUCUAUCAGUAUGUUUCCCUUACUAACAAACAAUAAUUUAAUUAUCUGCAUACCCAAUAUGUAGUGAGCUGAGGAUGGAACACACUUAAUGAACUUAAUUCUAAUCCAAUCAAACCUGGGAAUACUUUGAAGUUUCAUAACCUUUCCUAAAGAAAUUUAAUGUUUUAUUCAGUAGGUCUUCUGUUUUGACAAAAGAAAGGCAAAUAAUAAUAACCUGUAGGCUUCAUUAAAACACACACAGUACCAGCAUGCUAGUGAUUGUUUGGGAGCACUACACUAGCAGGUCAUUUAAUAUUUGUUCUGUAAACACUUACCAGCUUACCAAACCAUACCAGAUGCUCUUUUAAUUUUUUAGAGUAACAGCGUUUCUAUGUAUGACAACAUGACUUAUAAGCAUACACAAAAACAACACUGUGUGAUGCAUAAUACGUGCAAAUAUCUCAAACUAAGUAUAUAAUAAAUAAGUGUAGAUAUUUAAAUGUAAGCACGUGGUUCAAAAAAAUAAUAUUGGAUAGAUUUGUUGUCUUUGAAUCUUUUCUUGCUAAUAUUUUGUGUUGUUUUUUUUGUUUUUUUUUCUGAACCUUUUUGUUUUAUUAAAUUACUUAAUUUUUCUUUUCUAUUCCCUGCCUGCCAUAUGUAGUGUUUCUUUGCACCUACUUUAUGCAUGUCAGUGUUAACCAUUUGUCAUAACCAGCAGGGUGUGGAUUAAUCGUAGGUGGGUCUUUUGUGGAGGGUUGAGAUGGCCAUCUGGAACGUAGAUUGUGAAUUUUGUGGAAAAGAAACCGUGUAAAACCAUUUCAAGUAGGUGUACCGUCAAAAUAUUUUCACAAACAGCUUAUGGCAAAUAAAACUCCUUAUUAAAAAAUAUAGAAAUCAGUAUCUGGUGUGACUGCUGUUUUCUUUUUAAACAGCAGUUGUUCUUUUUGGUGUAUAGCAUUUUUUCCCCCUAAGGUAUGUUCCAGGUGGGUUGUUUUAAGCAUUUUCGGUGGAUUUGCCACACUAAUGUGAAUUUAGGUUUUAAAGCUGUUUUCAAGCAAAACUGCCCUUUCUUUCUUUCUUGUUUGUGCUCCUUGCAGCUUCACUGUUACAGCUUUAUUCCUCUCAUUCAUAUGCAUGUAUUCUAUCUUGCUUUGUUAACUUUCCUCUUCUCUCUCCAGGCUCUCUUCUAUCUGCUUCAUACUUUCACUACAGAUCACAAUGUUAUCUGCAAACAUUAUAGUCCACAGAUACUCCUGGCUUACCUCAUAUAUCAAAAUGUCCAUCACAAUUACAAACAAGAAGGGUCUCAGAGCAGAUCCCUGAUAUAAACCCACCCCGACCAUGAACCCAACCAACUGAUUCACUAACUUUCCGCAAAGCUCUUAAACUCCUUCUAUCAUCUCAAUACACUCUUUCACUGAUAAGUAUCUUUCCAUCUCUAUUCUUAACCAUCCAAACUGCUGCACAUCCUUUCCAGCUUAGUCUCCAGUCUCAUAAGCAUUUUCCUUUACCAACUAGCCACUAGGAACUCCUGUCUACUGUCUGUCUCCCACUUUUUCUUCGCUACCCUCUUCCAUUUGUUGUGCCAAAAGUGAUUGCGUGCCAAAAACUGAUUUCCAGCGUUUCUGUGUAUUUUUACGUGUAAUAUCU